CACACGGAUUGUCAGUGAGCACGAGACAAAAGUGGAGACUAUCGUAAUCGUACAAAUGAUAGAAUGAAUGACUUUCGUCAGUUUGGAAAGAAACUGAAGACGGGAACAUAUUACAUAACAAGAAGUGCAUCGAGUGAGUGUCAAGUGCACAACAAAUCACCGCAAUCAGCUGUUCGUCUAGGAUUGAACCACGGAGUGUUUGUUCAGGAUGCUUCAUUGUGCCCCGAGAGUAGUUCUAUUUUCUAUCUUUAUCCUUUCAACGACCACCGGCGGUAGCAGGAUCGCUCCAAAAUCCAGAGACUUCCAGGCUGCUGUCGUGGAAACCACCAACAAUGCCAACGGUAGGCAAGUUCCCAGUAAGAAGAACGUUCUGUUCAUAGUGAUUGAUGAUCUUCGUCCCCAGCUGGGUUGCUACGGGCAGAAGUAUAUGCACACACCCAACAUUGACAAACUGGCCAGCGAGUCGUUGGUCUUCGACAGGGCGUACUGUCAGCUUUCAUUCUGCGCACCAAGCAGAAACUCGUUCAUGACCGGACGGCGUCCGGACAGAGUGAAGGCUUGGAGCUUCCGUGAUCAUUUUCGCGAACCAGGAAUCGGAGAGAACUGGACUUCCCUACCGCAGUACUUCAAAAAGAAUGGUUAUCUGACUCUGGGUGUUGGCAAACUCUUUCAUCCUGGUCUACCUCCCAACUACGACCCACCAUCGUGGAGUGAGGAAGUUUUCCCCUACGUGAACCCUCCACUCGCCGGGUGUCCUAAUGGGACAACGCGGUGCGAGCUGGACCCAAAGACGAAACCCUUCUCUGAUAUCACAAUGCUAAAUGAUGCUGUGCAGCGCAUGGAGUAUGCGGCGGAGAAUGCCUCGACUCGCCCGUUCUUCCUUGGUGUCGGCUUCCACAAGCCGCACUUGCCGUGGAGACUUCCGCAGGGAUAUCUAGAACUCUAUCCGCUAGAAUCCGUUCAGCCUCCAGGGGAUGAAUCAUUUCCCCAUGGUGCUCCGGAUGUGGCAUGGAAUGACUGUUGGAAGGUAUGGCCAAAGGUGUUCAGCGACAUCAACGUUGCAAACUACUCCGUUAACUCCACCAUGAGCCACAGUGACAUUGUAGGCCUGCGUCGUGGCUACUAUGCAGCUGUCAGCUAUAUAGAUGCACAGGUCGGGACCUUGCUGGAUCACUUGGACACGCUCGGACUGGCAGAGAACACAGUGGUCUCGUUCCACUCCGACCAUGGAUGGCAACUUGGCGAGCACAACAUGUGGUGUAAGAUGUCAAACUAUGAACUGGGAACACGCGUACCAAUGAUGAUCAGAGCGCCAUGGGUGGAAGGUUCUGCUGGCAAGAGAACAUCUGCACUAGUGGAACUGGUCGAUCUCUAUCCAACACUUGCUGAACUGGCAGGUCUUGAGCCGCCAAGAGAUGAGAACAUCCAAGGCAUAUCGCUAGCCAAGCUGCUCUCCAAUCAGUCAUCGUCGUCCAAGCCUGCCGCAUUCUCACAAUUUCCAAAGUGCGGAAAUGACUGGGCCUCGCUGAAUCCCUGCGGUGCUGUACAGCGCGCAGACUUUCACUACAUGGGAUACAGCAUUCGCACGGCAGACUAUCGAUAUACUGAGUGGGUACCGUGGAUUGGUGGUGAGCUGCGCGGUAACUGGUCGACUGUAGUUGGCAGAGAGCUGUAUGAUCACCGGCAAGAUGACGAGACCGACUUCUCGGAUUACGAGAAUGUCAACCUGGCAGCACGGGAGCCUGCUGUUGUGCAGCAGUUGUCUGCAGCUCUGCGAGUGCAAUUCCAGAAUGACACAUGACCGAAACAGCUGUCAGACGGAAUUGAACAGAUUUUCAGUACUCCGAAGGAACCUUUUCUUGCUGUUGCGGGGAAUGCGUGGUCGGCCGCAGAGCGCAACGGUGGUGUUGGUGAAGUGGACGCAGACACAUGAUCAGUUAAAAGAAAGGGUUUGCUCCCCACGCUGGAGCUCGCGCUGUUCUCGUCGAAGUCGCUACCACUAUUUUUUUGACACAUGAUUACAUGUACAUAUGCAAUACAUGUAUACAAAGUAGUGCGUUUGAACAGUAAUCUCAGCACAUGCAUCGCACACAAACACAUCCAGGGCCAUUGCAAGCCUAUGCUCUACACUGCUUUUCUACGUGUAUGUCAUGUAUGUACAUGUACAUUGUACUACAUACAGUCGACAUCAUAACAUCAUAAUAUUAAUAAAUAAAAGUGCAGGCCAUCUCCCAUCUCAUAGUUUGUGGAAGACUACGAAACAGUCCCUGGUAGAUCUUAAUACACCUACACCAGUGCUGGCCUGGCCCUACACAAGUCGACUGACGAUCACUGAAGUGAUGAGGAUUUCGUUGAACAGGGCAAGCGCUGUCUACCGACACUACAUGUACAGACAGUCAGUCUGCUCUAACCGGACGCCGUUGGUACAGCGGAAACUGUCCCGACAUGACGGGGUUCCGCUUGAUCCAGGGUUCCAUGUUCACAGCACUUUGAUGCAUGAAAAAAUUGUCCGGUCAGUCAAUACUGAAGAUUCCGCUAGGUACGCUACAGUGUCCGGCAUACACAGGCCUUACUGUACAGUCAUGCUGUAGACCUACCGCCUUGUACUCAGUACAUGUACCGGUACAGAUUAGUACAAAUGUCAUGAUUAUACACGUAGGCGGCAGUGUGUCUGGUGUUGACGUUCAUUUUCCCAUUUCAAGACCACUCGCGCCAGUACCGGCCAUGUCGAUCCCUCUACAUAGUCAUUUGCAAAGUUGCCAAGCAGGGCCGGAAUGAAAUAUCACGAGUCACUGUGCGGCAUACGGCAGAUCAAGUGUGUUAAUCAUCUGAAGUGGUUGCAGUAACUGCUAUGCACAUUAAAUUUUAGUCAUUAACAAUUUUUAAAGGAAAUGCGGGCUGUUAAAGUGUGUCAAUGCAACAAUUGUGCACACUAUGUAAAACAGGAGCUAGGAGGAAGAUGAUUGCUUUGAACUGUAUGUCCAGAUGAAUAAUAAUUAAAAACAUCAAAUUGGUGGCGGUGACAAUUCAAUCAUGAUGCAGACCUGUCUACCAGGGACUCAAUAAUGGAACACAUCGUGUUACUCGAAGCUAUUAGAUCGAACACCAGUUCAACAA
Sycon ciliatum is the source of this 3117-nucleotide messenger RNA. Its product is annotated as iduronate 2-sulfatase-like. The record is from RefSeq and is a predicted model, not a curated record. Gene Ontology annotation, molecular function: iduronate-2-sulfatase activity. The transcript is spliced from 6 exons. Gene Ontology annotation, cellular component: cytoplasm. Lineage: Eukaryota; Metazoa; Porifera; Calcarea; Leucosolenida; Sycettidae. The coding region runs from base 209 to 1801 and encodes 530 amino acids.